GAAGAAGAAUGUGGAUAAUUCAAAACUUAUGUAAAUGAAAUGGGUAUUAAAGGUCUCACCAAGUUGUUAGGAGACUAUGCUCCUUCUUGUGUUCAACAGCAAGAGUUGAAAAACUAUUUUGGUAGAAAGAUUGCAAUAGAUGCGUCGAUGAAUAUUUAUCAGUUUCUGUCUGCUGUGAGAGCUGGUGCUGACAAUCUACGGAAUGAAGCAGGUGAAGUGACCAGUCAUUUGAGCGGGCUUUUCUAUCGAACAACCCGAUUGAUGGAGCUUGGAAUAAUGCCCUGCUAUGUGUUUGAUGGCAAACCCCCUGAACUAAAGAGUGGAGAGUUGAGCAAACGAAUCGAAGCUAGAAGACAGGCUGAAGCAAGUGCAGCGUUGGCCAAAGAAGAAGGAGAUGUAGAAGCCUAUGAAAAAUUCAAUAGAAGAGUGAACAAAGUGUCACCGGAAGUUAUUGAACAAUCGAAAAGACUGUUGCGACUGAUGGGAAUUCCUAUCCUUGAAGCACCGGAAGAAGCAGAGGCACAAUGUGCAAGUUUAUGUAAGGAAAAUUUAGUAUACGCGACUGCAUCGGAAGACAUGGAUUCUUUAACUUUCGGAUCCUCUAAAGUAAUUCGGCAACUGUGGGUAGGUGCAACUUCCACUGCUGAAAAGAAAGGAAUCCAUCCUUUAGAAUUUUCACUGGAGAAAGCAUUACUUGAACUUAAUUUUAGCUAUGAACAAUUUAUCGAUCUUUGCAUAUUAUGUGGGUGUGAUUAUUUGGACUCUAUUAGAGGGAUUGGACCUUACAAAGCCUUUAACCUUAUACGCAAACAUGGCAAUCUAGAAGGAGCUUUGGAAGAAAUAAAAGAAAAACACGAUGUUCCUGAUCAUUUUCCAUAUGACAAGGCAAGAGAGCUCUUUUUGAAGCCCAAAGUGCACUCUCCCUCUUCUGUUGUAUUAGAAUGGUCACCACCUGAUGAACAAGGAAUCAUUCAAAUGUUGGUACACGAAAGUAACUUUAAUGAAGACAACAUACGCAAAGCUUUGAAAAGAUUGGCCCAUUCCAAACAUGCUUCUUCACAAGGGAGAUUGGAAAACUUCUUUUCCAUAAAGCCAAAGGAGCAACAGGAUCCUUCAACUGAUAAGAAACGAAAAGCUCCUGUAUUUUCACCAAAAAGAAAUAAACGUCGUUAACUUUUUUGUCAUAGUUUGACAAACUGUUAUGGAACUUUCUUGUCCUUUGCAAGUACCUGACAUUGGCAAUGAAGGUAUAAAGUUGGGAGAUUUGGC
Galdieria sulphuraria is the source of this 1269-nucleotide messenger RNA. Its product is annotated as flap endonuclease-1. The transcript is spliced from 5 exons. Gene Ontology annotation, molecular function: DNA binding; 5'-3' exonuclease activity; 5'-flap endonuclease activity. The record is from RefSeq and is a predicted model, not a curated record. Bases 40 to 1173 code for a protein of 377 amino acids. Lineage: Eukaryota; Rhodophyta; Bangiophyceae; Galdieriales; Galdieriaceae.